ACAGCUGUUUCAGGGACAUGCAGUGGUUAGCCAGCCUGCGGUAUCGAGGUCUGUGCGGUCACUUCCUGAUUUCUGCCUUGUGAGUGAUCAGAGCUGGGACAUGAUCAGAGCAUUUAAAUGGACUUCUCAACCCCCUCCCUGAAAAGAGAGGCCAGGGACAGCAGGCUGACAUUGGGAGACACUGCAGAGGAAUAGAGGCAUCGGGAAAAAGCCCACAAACCACUUGUGCAGAGCUGCUGCUAUCAAGCUGAUGAAGACAGAAACUCUUGAAAGAAAACUACAUGGAAAGUCCUAUUAGGGAAAGAAGUGAGGUUUUGUUUGCAUAUCACGGCUCACUUCUCCUGCGAGCCCUGAAAGUACUGUAGAACGUGAAAGAGAUCCUCAGGUGUGCCAAUGGAAAAGACAGAUGACAUUCAGAGCUGCCAGGAUAAGCAAGAAGAGGACAUCCCGAAGAGUUCCCCAUUUGACUUUGUAAUAAAACAGUUCCAAGGGAAGAGAUCCUCUCCUGGAAAAAGAAAAGAGCAGCCUUCAGCCAUCAAAAAAUUCUUCAGGGCCUUUGACUUUGGGAAAUCUGAAGGCAAGGACAGAAGGGAAAUUGAAGAAACAGAAAUAAACAGCUCUGGAGCUGAUGAUGAGAGUGAGAAGCAAGAUCUCUCUGUAGAAGAUGGACUUUCACAUCUCAUUUCUGAAGCGGAGUCACCAUCUGGUGAGCAGAGAUUUAACCAGUUCAUGCAGAAACUGGGAAAGAAACCCAACAGCAAGAAUCUGGAUCUAAAUAAUUGUGCAUUAAGUGCAGCAGAUGUAACAGAGCUGGCUUCUUUAUUGCCGUUUCUCCCAGAGCUGGAAGAGAUCAGCCUGUCCUGGAAUGGCUCUGUUGGUGGGACUUUGAAAGCUCUCACUGUUCAUCUUCAUCAUGUGAACCUGCUAAGAGUCCUUCGACUUAACAACUGCAGGCUGACAGCUGAGGAUGUCACCUCCUUAGGAGAGGCAUUUGAGAUUGUUUCUCAACUGGAAGAACUGGAUUUAUCAUGGAACAGUAACAUAGGUGGAAAAUUAUCACUCCUGACAAAAAAAAUCCAGAAAGGGUGCAAGUUAAAACUUCUGAAAAUUACAGACUGUAACCUGACAGCAAAGGAUGGAGAAUCCCUUGCUGAAAUUCUAAAUGUGAUCCCAAACCUCGAAGUAUUAGAUCUCUCUAUCAACAAACACAUCGGCUGCAGCAUGAAGGUUAUUGCUCAGGAUCUGAAAAAUGUGCCAGGCUUGAAAGAGUUAAACUUGCACAUGUGUGGAUUAAAGCAAGACAGCCUCCAGGGCUUAGACACUGCUUUACAGCACCUUGCAGAGCUAAGAAAAUUAGACAUAUCAUGUAACAAAGAGAUUGGUGGUGGCUUUAAAGACUCAACAGCUCAUUUGGCCAGCUUGAAAAACCUCGAAGUCCUUGAUCUCCACCAGUGCUGUGUAACAGAAGAGGACGUGACCGUUUUGUCCCAGGUGAUACCUUUGCUCUCCAGUCUUCAAGAGCUGAAUUUAUCCUCAAAUAAAAGUGUAGGAGUCUCAUCUGAUCCUCUUCUGGGCAGGCUCAGGUUUUUACCAAAGCUGAAAUCUGUGGCCAUCAGCAAUUGUGGUUUAGGUGAAGAGUCGUUUUCAUUACUAGCUGAGGCUGCCCUUCACCUUCCUGAACUGGAGAUAUUAGACCUUUCUUGGAAUAAGUGCGUUGGUGGGAACCUAAAGCUGCUUUUGGGAGCACUAAAGCUUGCAACGGAGAUUCAAGUGUUAAGACUGAGCAGCUGUAACUUGGUGGCUGAAGAUUUGGCACUUCUAACGUUACUGACGGAGGAUGGCCAUCUAGCCAGAUUACGGAAGCUGGAUUUGAGUUAUAACAACAGCAUCUCUGAUGAAGGGUGGGUCGUCUUCUGUCAAGGCUUAGCAGUAUUCAAAGAACUCUCAGAGCUGGAUGUCAGUCUUCGCCCAUUGUCCUGCCGUGACUGUGGGCCGUGGUUCAGCGAGUUGUUAGCAGCCCUGACAAAGCUGCCUGCCUUGACAGAGCUGGGGAUGCAAAGAUGGGUCCUUUCAGAAUCACAGCGAAAAGGACUGGAAAGCUUUAAUCAAGACAACAAAAGAAACAUUCGUUUUGACUGUUGACGGAGGUUGAAGGUUUCUGGAAGGCCUUUCACAAGCAGCACAUGAAGCAAGUAUUACGUGUCUCUGACUUAGAAGACUGCCCAGUUUUUAGUAAUCUCGUCUCAUGAGAGCUCUUGAAAUAGUUCCACAAUUACAGAAAACUGUUAUUUAACCUUCUGCAUGCAUAGAUCAUUCCAUUUAAUAACAUAUUCUUUCAGAUUCUCUGGGCUAUGCUUAUGCUACUAUAUAAGCUUAAUCUUUGUGUUGUGAAUACUCCAAUGACUACUGUCAAAAGAGCAAUGAUGAUUUCACAUGGACACACUGUAGGUUUGCCAAUGGAGGAAAGUGGCCGCGGUGUGUGCUAAUGCAGGUGGGUGGGCAGUGUGAAUGUGGCCUCCUGUAUAUAAGGAAGAUGCCUCCAGUGUGAAAAUACUUGAAACCUCUAUGUUUUAAAUUUUAGUUUCUUCUCUCCCCAGACUUUUGCCUCUUUGUGAAUGCAUUAAAUCUACAUAAUUGUGAGAUUUGCAAAGCAUCCCAACAACUCAGGAUUAUAUGUUAGUCCAGCAAGGAGAAUAGGGAAGGGGCUGUUCUGCCUCUGCUGUGGCUGUUGAUGCCAUCUUAUAGUGUAGAUAAGUCCUGUGUACAGAAUCAGCUUAAAAUCAAGGUAAGAAACAGUUCCUUGAUAUCUUGGCAGGUCUCAGGGGCAAGGGAAAUGCUGUGCUAGGUUAAAUCAGAGGUAUGUCCUGCUACCUUAGCAAGGAUUUUGGACACAGAGCAAUCCAUAGGUGUUCUGGAUAAGGCUAUACAAAGACUUCAGGAUACUUCAGGGAUGCUUCUUCUCAUCCUGAACUGUUUUGGCCUUACCCAGACUGCGCUUUCUGUGCAGACUCUUUUAUGACAUGCAGCACAAAACCAAACUUCCAGAUCUAAGAGUCUGAUCUAAAGCAUAUGAAAGCCAGUGGGAGUCCCUGCAGUGCCUUCAUGCUUCCUGCAUUCAGGAUUAAUCCAUUAACCUUCACAACACCUUGUGACAUGGACGGUGUUCUUAUCCUUACCUUAAAGAUGAGGGAAAUAAGCAAAGUCUGUUAUUCAAAGCCACAGGGCAGCUUCUAGCUAAGAGCACAGCACCCUGCUUUGUGCCCAAGACUUGUUAGAAAAAGCACCAACUUGGGAUGUGUAAGUGGCUCCUCCUUUUUUUAGUUGAUAAUUUCUUAUUUGGCAUUUUAUUGUAUUUGCUUACACAGAGCUAAAUUUUGGCAUAGUCACUCGUGUCAUGGAGCUUGUUAACCCACACGUGAGCUCAAAGACUGCAGUGGGAUUAUUCAUUGGUAAGGUAUUUUAGGAAGUAAAGAUAUUAGAUCUGCCCACUGAGUGAGGAGUCUUAGAGAAAUCCUGAGGCAGCUUGAGGGAUAAAGUACUGCUCAAUUAGCUCUGAGUAUAUCUACGUGCUGCAGCAAUCUCCUGGAGGAGAGGUACAACAGGAUCAUUCAGUGGCAAUUUCCUAACUUGCUAGGGCCCCUCUCAGCAAGUUCUCCUGUGCAGAUGCAGAUCAAUAUUUAGGUUUCAGUCUGGGUGACCCUUCCAACAUCAACUUCUGGCUGGUCAGGGUUAUAACCAGCAGCUGACCGUGCUGUGCUGAUACCCCUUGAUCACUUAAUCCAUGACUUCAUGUGAGGGUCUCCAUGGACUUCCUGGUUCCAGUUUCAGUUCCACUUGAAAAGUGCACUUGGUUCCCCCAGCUCUGAGAAAUGUGAGGUGAACUGGAGUGUCUUGAUCAGAGGUAGCAGGGAAUUGCUGCAGUGUGGGAUCAGUUAUCUUCUACAGAGAUCCUCAACCUCUGAAGUGAAGCAAAGAGCCCCUGUUUCAUACAAGGCUAACAAGAGAGACUUUCAAGUAGUGACUUAAGCCAGGAGAGUUACUCUAAUGUGGAAGUACCAUCAUCUCUGUUUAACAGCAGCACACCAAUCUCUUCUCUUAAUCACUCACCCUCCUGUGACUUUCCUCCUCAGAUCUGCCUUUGGUCAAACUGGGAAAUUGAUUCUUUAUCUGUUCUGUGAGAAUCUCUCUGAAUCACUCCUUUCCCACUUGAACCUCUCUCUCUAAUUCAGUACAGCAGCUGGCCAGUGUUUAAUGUCAGGUGUCUGUUGUAAUCUUACUGACUGAACUGGACUUCAGUGUUGGGGUUUCUUGUUUUGUCAUAGUUGGGCUCCUCAUUCUCAGCUCCAGAGCACAGUACGGACUCACUGCUAGAAACCUCUCCACUUGCUGUUCAUGAUCCUCUUCUGAGUCCUUUGCCCUCUCAUGAUUCUGUCAUACCUAUUGUGCCACUAAAAAGCUUUUAUUAAAUCACUUCUAUUAAAUGUCCUGUCUUCCCGGAGAUCUCUCUCUUCCAAUGAUUUCCUCCUCGGUAGUCUCUGAAUCAUCCUUCUCUCUGUUCCUCUUUGCCUUCACUUAGGGUGAAAAAAUUUCAUAAGACACCUCCAAACAAUCAAAACAGCAUCAAUCACCUAUUAAAAUGGAAAAAUCAAAACCAAGCCGUCCCACUUUUCUGCACUCCCAGCUCUCUCCUGCCAACAAGCAUAUUAAUGAGGUUUCAGUAUCAAUCGAUUCAAGAGCCAAACAGAAAUAAGAUCCAUACCCUGCGUGCAGAUGUAGCCGCAGCAUUCAGAGAACACUACCUGGAGGUGGAGCUCUAGGAAGAGCUGGGUCUCCGUGACCCUGCCUUCACCACCUCCUUCAGGAUGCCACCACCUUCUCUGAGGCAACUCAGGCAAGGGGAGGGAGAGCAGGACUGCAGCUCCGACCAGCCAGUUAAGCUAAAUAAAGGGGUUUGCUCCCACCCACUCGUGCCCUUUGAAUCUGCACAGUGGCUGGUCCCAGUCCAGCUCUGUGCUUUAUGUAUGUUGCAGAUAAAACUCUGGAGGAGUUUAAGGAGUAACUGAGCAAUACAGAAUAAAAACUAGACGAGGACAUCAGCUGUUUAGGACAAACAGCUUUCUGUGAAGUGCUGUGGAAGGACAUGUUUGCAUAUAAAUUUGGCAUGCUAGAAUUAUAGUAAGGAGUGUUUGUCAUGGUUCUUUUGAAUAACAAAGGUGUUAUGACAUGCCAGGACCCAGAAUCAUUGCAGAAUAUUGCAUUCUGCAGACUCCCUGCUUUCAAAUAAGCCUGUUGUACACAGACGUCUGUUUUACAGUCACCAAGCUAUUUCAGAGAUGAGCUAUAACACUAAGGAUUUGACAGCUUGCAGUCAUUCAAAAUACUAUAACUACAGAUUGUCAAAACAUCAGUGAACAGUUUUGCAAAAGUCUGGAGAUACUUUCAAAACAGCUUUUUACACCUCUGUAAGACGGGAUGGUAAUACAGGUUCUGGUAGAAGUGCGUGUGUUCUGACUGCCUGGAAUCCUCCAUAUUUCCAAACAAGGUACUGAUCAUUUCUGAACGUAAAACUCAUUAAAUAACUGCAAGUAAGUGGGGCCACAAAUAUUGUUUCACUCUAGAUAUGGCUCUACCUCACUGACUGGAAAACAGAUUUCUAAGAAUUGCAUGUAAAAUACUUUGGGAUUCAGAACAAAGAACACUUCAUUGCACCAGAUUCCUACAGAUUAGACUAAUUUGCAGUUAAUCGGCUGCCUUAAUGCUUUGAGAUAACAUGCAUUUAGAAUGAGACAUCUCAAGAAUAUUUCAGAAUCUGCCUGAUUCAGCUGGAGCCAAUGUUGACAAAAACACAAAAACAAACCUCAAAAAUUCAUCUAUUUUCAUUGUAACACUCACUGAUUCGAAUGCUUUAAUACUGCUUAUCUCCUACUCGCUUAUCUCUGCUCACAUUUGCCCUUCUUGUAAAUGAAAAGAGCCCUGUGCAUUUUUCUGCCCAAAUACCACUUUUUUGCUUUUGAGGCUUUUACAGACUUCUCUUUUCCCUUUCCUUUUCCUUCUUUCUUUUUUUCGUUAGAUUCUUAAGUGUCAAGAAACGUCCAAUCCCCUUCUGAUUC
This is a messenger RNA of Harpia harpyja (harpy eagle), 6110 nucleotides long. RefSeq names its product leucine rich repeat containing 31 (gene LRRC31). The coding region runs from base 394 to 2142 and encodes 582 amino acids. The record is from RefSeq and is a predicted model, not a curated record. NCBI's taxonomy places the organism in Eukaryota, Metazoa, Chordata, Aves, Accipitriformes, Accipitridae. The transcript is spliced from 10 exons. Gene Ontology annotation, molecular function: protein binding.